AUGGUCGUAUUCAAGUCACGACAGCCACCGAUCGACUUACCUACCGAAUUGACAGACUGGGACUGGUUGUUCGAUUCUUCACACUCGCCUCUGAACAAGUACCCUCCAAAUGAACUUGCUGGCUUUCAGAAUGCUGUAACAAAAGAGCGUGUCGACUGGGCAGAUGUUAAAAAGUAUUCAACCUACAUCGCUACGGCGCUGGUGAAGAAGUAUGGUCUCAAGACCGGCGAAACAGUGUCGCUCUUCGGCCAAAACACCGUUUGGUACCCAGUCGCUAUGUUCGCAGGCCUACGUGUUGGUGCAAAAAUCAGUGGUGCAAGUCCAGCGUACAAUGUCGAAGAGAUGACCUUCGCGCUGAAGACCGCGGAUUCAAAGUUCCUUCUUACGACGCCUGGCAGCAUGGAGGUUGCAUCUGCAAGUGCGAAAGCCGCUGGACUGCCGCGAUCUAACGUGUUCCUGCUUGAAGGCGAGCUUCCAGGUUACACUACCGUCCAGGAGCUCAUUAGGAUUGGAAAGUCAUACGGCGAGAACGGCCAGACUCCAGCAUUUAAGAUCCCUGUAGGCAAGAAGAACAAGGAUGUAUGUGGUUUCCUCUCAUUCUCAAGCGGCACCACUGGACUCCCCAAGGCCGUCAUGAUCUCCCACCAGAACGUUAUCGCCCAAUGUCUCCAGAUUCAGCAAAUUACCCCUGAAACUCAGAAGAAGAUCAUGGCAGUCCUACCCUUGUUCCACAUUACUGGCUUAGUUCACCAAAUGCACCUACCCAUCCUCCUCAACGCGGAGGUAAUCAUGCUUCCUCAAUUUACCAUGGAAGGCAUGCUCAACACAAUCUGUGAAUACAAACUCAGCGAACUUCUCCUCGUGCCACCCAUCCUCAUUCGCCUCGUCCGCGAUUCCAUCGUCGACAAGUACGACCUCAGCCACGUAACACGCUUCUCAUCGGGCGCCGCGCCCUUAUCCGAGGAAAUCAUCCUGCUCUUGCAAAAGAAGUUUCCGAACACAGGCUUCAAACAAGGCUACGGCAUGACAGAAUCCUGCUCCUGCAUCACCGCCCAUCCUCCAGAAAAGUUCUCCUACAAGUACGCCAACAGCGGCGGCGCAAUCGUCGCCUCAACCGAAGUCAAAAUCAUCAAACCGGACGGCACCGAAGCUGGGCUCAAUGAAGACGGCGAAGUGCUCGCCCGCGGCCCACAAGUCGUCAUGGGCUACCUCAACAACCCCAAAGCGACAGCUGAAACCUUCGACGCAAAUGGCUUCCUGCACACGGGCGACCAGGGCAGCAUCGAUGAGGAGAACAUGAUCCACAUCAGCGACCGCAUCAAGGAGCUCAUCAAAGUUAAGGGCAUUGGUGUUGCGCCGGCCGAGCUGGAGGAUCUGCUCCUGGGGCAUCCGAAGGUCGAGGAUGUUGCCGUCAUGAGCGUGCCUGAUGAGUAUAGCGGGGAGUUGCCGAAGGCGUAUAUUGCGCUUAAGCCGAAUAUUGAGGAGAGCGUGGCGGUGGGGAAGGAGAUUCUUGCGUAUGUGAAGGAAAAGAAGGUUAGAUAUAAGUGGUUGAAUCAGGUUGAGUUUAUUAAGGAAAUCCCGAAGUCGCCUUCUGGUAAGAUCUUGAGGAGGGUGUUGAGAGACAAAGAGAAGGCUGGCAAGUUUGGACUGGUAGUCAAAGACGAGGCGAAGGCAAAGUUGUAAAUGCGGCUGGUGCACUGAAGGACUCCAGUGGUUCAGUUUGCUUUUGGUGGUCGCCAGACUUCCCGUUUCCGUCCUGCCAUUGUACAUUUGGUGGUCGAGGUGGG
This is a messenger RNA of Macroventuria anomochaeta, 1787 nucleotides long. RefSeq names its product 4-coumarate-CoA ligase 2. The record is from RefSeq and is a predicted model, not a curated record. The transcript has 3 exons. Bases 1 to 1683 code for a protein of 560 amino acids. NCBI's taxonomy places the organism in Eukaryota, Fungi, Ascomycota, Dothideomycetes, Pleosporales, Didymellaceae. Gene Ontology annotation, molecular function: CoA-ligase activity.